CAGCUCUCAGCCAGCUAGUCAGUGUGUUUCCAGCUGGCGAAGAUAGGCGCUCGGACAGUCGGUUCAUUCAGAUUCGGACGGUUUCAUUUUCUCAUAGGAUAGUUAUCGCCAUGGAUCCACAUAUUCUUUGGGGCAUUCUGAUGAUGCUCUUGGUUGGGGCAAGCCACACAUACGCACAAGAAAUCUAUGGGUAUUGCACAACGCCCGAUAAUAACAGUGGGACCUGCAUCAAACUCCCGGAAUGCGGAUAUCUUUACCAAAUUGUGCAACGCGGCUCGGUUUCAAGGGAAAACCGUGACUUCCUGGCAAACAGUCAGUGUGGUUACCGCAACGGGAAUGUGCUCAUUUGCUGUGCAAACAAUCGUCUGAGACCCCAGCCGUCGCCACGUCCAAAGCCCACCGUUGCAACUACUCCGCCAAGACGUUCCGGACUGCUUCCCCAAGCACCCAAUUGCGGGGAUAAUUUCGGAAAUCGCGUGGUUGGCGGCGUGGAAACGGGCAAGCGGGAGUUCCCCUGGAUGGCACUGAUCGAAUACACGAAGCCUGGCAAUGUCAAGGGACACCACUGCGGCGGAUCGCUGAUCAACAAUCGGUACGUGCUAACGGCGGCCCACUGCGUCUCCGCCAUACCCAGUGACUGGCAGCUGACAGGCGUGCGUCUGGGCGAUUGGGACACCACCACCAACCCGGACUGUACGACGGAAAAGAACGGCCAGCAGGACUGCAACGAUCCCUACGUAGACAACCCAGUGGUGGAGCGGAUACCACACCCUCAAUACCCGGGCAAUGCCAGGGACCAGCUAAACGACAUUGCUUUGCUGCGGCUGCGUGAUGAGGUCAAGUUCAGUGACUUCAUUUCGCCAGUAUGCCUGCCCAGCCUGGCAUCCCAACGCGACGAUAUUUUCCUGGGCCGCAAAGUAGUGGUGGCCGGAUGGGGUCGCACUGAAAACAGCUUCACGGCCAACAUAAAGCUUAAAGCCGAACUGGAUCCUGUUCCGUUGAGGGACUGCAACGAGAGGUACUCCAGCCAAAGGCGCACUGUUACCUCCAACCAAAUGUGCGCUGGCGGCGUUGAGGGCGUCGACUCUUGCCGCGGCGACUCCGGAGGCCCACUGCUGCUGGAGGACUACCAUGAGGGCUAUGCAAACUACUACAUUGCCGGUGUGGUCUCAUACGGACCGACACCCUGCGGCCUCAAGGGCUGGCCGGGCGUGUACACACGAGUAGCGGCCUACCUCGAUUUCAUAGAGAGCAAUGUUCGGGCCUAAGCUGCAGAUUUCCUGGUAUCGCAUCCAAGAAAGAGACGACGCGGCACUUGGAUUAUAUCGUUUUUAAAAUACAAGUUAAAUUAUACAAUAAAUAAAUUUAAAUUGUGUAGACUAAAAGCGUGCAGCUCAUCACAAUUUGAACCGAGCAACUGUACACUUAAAAGGUAAA
Drosophila kikkawai is the source of this 1437-nucleotide messenger RNA. RefSeq names its product Melanization Protease 1 (gene MP1). Gene Ontology annotation, molecular function: serine-type endopeptidase activity. Lineage: Eukaryota; Metazoa; Arthropoda; Insecta; Diptera; Drosophilidae. Gene Ontology annotation, biological process: proteolysis. The record is from RefSeq and is a predicted model, not a curated record.